Soboliphyme baturini is the source of this 406-nucleotide messenger RNA. The record is from the annotation of a GenBank genome assembly. Lineage: Eukaryota; Metazoa; Nematoda; Enoplea; Dioctophymatida; Soboliphymatidae.
CCUGAUCAUUGUUGUUUAGCGCUACCUUUCUCCUGAAGUCCUUGCCGGAACCCUUAAUCCGGAUCAUUUUGAUAGUUACCGUCGCGCAGAUAUUUAUUCGUUGAGUCUCAUCAUAUGGGAGGCCUGUCGUCGUACAAAUAUUAACGGAAUGUAUGAUAAAUGCGAACUGCCAUACUUCGAUUUGGUUCCACUCGACCCUAGUCUGGAUGAGAUGAAGAAAUGUGUCGUCACCGAUGGUCUUAGACCUGCCGUUUCAAGCCGUUGGACUUCCUGUGCGGUUUUGCAAGGAAUGACCAGAAUAAUGCGAGAGUGCUGGGCGGCAAAUUCUGCGGCAAGACUUACGGCUCUGCGCGUCCGGAAGAGCAUUGACACCUUGUCAGAACUCGUCAAAGAAGCGAAAGUGUGA